Rotaria sp. Silwood1 is the source of this 1224-nucleotide messenger RNA. The record is from the annotation of a GenBank genome assembly. Lineage: Eukaryota; Metazoa; Rotifera; Eurotatoria; Philodinida; Philodinidae.
AUGCCAUCACCAACUUUUAAUCUUGCAAAUGUUAAUCAAGUUUCGAUGAAAGUUAUGUUUGAUUCUGGUGCAACAACAUCUUUUAUUAGCAUAGCAGCAUUACAACGAACAACGCAUUUACCGAUUAGGUUCACUCAACAACUUUAUUUAAUGGCAGACGGUUAUACUACUUUUGAAGUAAUUGGUACUGUAAAAAUUUUUAUUGAAUUCAAUCAAAUGAAAACAAGUAUUGUGGCAAGAAUUGUUAAUUCUUUAUGUGCUGAUUGCAUUUUAGGAAUGGAUUAUAUUAAUAAAUACAAGGUUAAUCUUAAUAAUAAAGACAAAAAAAUUCAAAUUCAUACAUUUAAUAAUAUGAUCACGAUUCCAAUGGAAGAUCAAGUCGGCAGUAUUAGAAUGUUAUGUCGAUUAAUUAAUCCGACAUGUAUUUAUCCAUAUCAAGAAAAACGAAUUAAAAUUGCUACACAAAUGUCUCUACACUCAUCAGUUUUAGUUAAGAAUCAUGUUACUUGGAUUUCAAUUUAUAAUCUAACAUCUACAGUACGUUAUUUAAAACGAAAUGUUAUUGUUGGCGUUGCUGUUAGUCCUCACAUUACUAGUGCAGUUACAACUAGAGCUCAAGCAAAAGCAAAAAUUAAUCCACACAAAUUAACUAAUACUAAACGUAAUCCUGUUACAAGAUCAUCAACAAAUGACCAACCACAGGAAGUGGUUGGUCAUGAGUUUGAUAUCUCUAUUAUUAGUGAAGCUCAAAUAGGUGAUAAAUUAUAUCAAGAAAAAGUUCUGAAACUUAAAAGUGAAUUAUUAAAGGCUUAUCAUGUUGCACCAUGGAGUGGUCAUUUUGGUUUUCGCAGUACUUAUUUUAAACUAAAACAUAAAUAUUGGUGGCCAGAUAUGAAAACAACUAUUAAGAAUUGUAUUCAAUCUUGUUCAAAAUGUCACAAUUUUAAUGCUAAUCAUCAUCAACCUGAUUUACCAUCAAAAAAUCCUAAGGAUAUUUAUACGUAUGACAAGUCACAUGUUUAUUUUCCACAUUUUACAAGAACUUUAGGUAAUUUUCAUCAAAAAUCACAAUCUAAUAUGGGCCAGAGUCAAACUUAUCGUCGAAUGUUAGAUCGUUAUCAUUCUGAUAUCCAUUACUCAACUGGUGAUCAAGUAUUAAAACGCGUUUCAAUUAAUCGUUCAAAAAUAGCUGCACUUUACUCCGAUCCUAUGACGGUUAUUUAA